CUGUAGAGCCGCCGUGUUAGGUGUCGAAUUUCGCAGAAGAAGAUAGCUGGGUGCGCGCUGAAAAGCGGAGCGCCGCUUCCAUUCUCCCUCAUUCGACCUGCAGCUCCGCUGAUCGUCCUUCCGCUCCUGACAUAGAAACGGUGUUGUUGGUGUGUUGUUUAACUACACAUAAAAAUGUCGGACGAAGGUAAAUUAUUCGUCGGAGGACUGAGCUUCGAGACCAACGAGGAGUCUCUCAGUGCGGCCUUCGGCAAAUAUGGAAACAUGGAGAAAGUCGACGUGAUCCGAGACAAAGAGACCGGAAGGUCUCGUGGCUUCGGCUUUGUUAAGUACAACAACGCAGAGGACGCCAAAGAUGCAUUGGAGGCAAUGAACGGCAAGACUCUCGAUGGCAGAGCGAUUCGCGUUGAUGAAGCGGGAAAGGGAGGUGGACGCCAGAGGACUGGUUUUGGUUCAGCACCACGAGGUGGCCGAUUCACAAACUCCAGGGGGGGGAGGGGCGGACGAGGGUACUCUAGAGGGGAAGACAAUUUCGGUGGAAGUGGUGGCUUCAAUGGAGACAGGGGAUAUGGGGACAGGAGCUACAGUGACAGAAGCUUUGGUGGUGGUGGUGGCGGCGGAGAGAGGAGCUUUGGUGGCGGCAGCAGCGGUGGCGGCUACAGAAGUGGCGGAUACUCAUCAGGAGGCGGCGGCGGUGGCGGCGGCUACAGAGAAAAUAGGGGUCAGAGUGGAUAUGGCGAUCGCUCUGGUUCCUACCGUGAAGGAUAUGACAGCUAUGGUAAGCAUGAAUGAUAUUAAUUUAUGUAGACUUGUGUUGGGGCUGCCAUUUUCAAUCUUUAAACACGUUAAUUCACCAAAGUUACACAUGUAGUUGGUAGAAUGGGAUUUCUUAAUCCUCAUCAUACAUCCACAUUGUAUUACGGCAGUUUCACAGCCCCAACAUGUGAAGACAUGCAUUGCGUAUGCCCCUCAGUCUUAUACUUGAGCCCAAGUUGAUGUCUCGCUUGAUACUGAUGGCCGAUCUUACUAGCCCCAUCCCACUGUGCUAACCAGGCCGAUUUGAAACGCCUUAGGAGGCAUUUACUGCACAUUGCUCGUAUCUCAGCCGAUGGAACCCUUUUAGGCCAGCAAAAUGAGGGAGGGUUUUAGGACUGGGGGUUGAG
This is a messenger RNA of Pleuronectes platessa (European plaice), 1163 nucleotides long. RefSeq names its product cold inducible RNA binding protein a (gene cirbpa). The transcript is spliced from 6 exons. The record is from RefSeq and is a predicted model, not a curated record. Gene Ontology annotation, cellular component: spliceosomal complex. The coding region runs from base 175 to 792 and encodes 205 amino acids. Gene Ontology annotation, molecular function: RNA binding. NCBI's taxonomy places the organism in Eukaryota, Metazoa, Chordata, Actinopteri, Pleuronectiformes, Pleuronectidae. Gene Ontology annotation, biological process: positive regulation of mRNA splicing, via spliceosome.